AUGGUUAACGGUCAUGAAAAGAGUUAUUUUCAACCAUCAAAUAGUUUACAAGAUGUUACAAUUACGGUUGAAACCAAUUAUAAUAGCCAAUUGCUCGACUUUAAAGAUCUUCCCGAACCCACAAAUUUCUACUCUCGAAAUGGUCACGAUUCGGCAUUUGGAAGCAUGUCAAGCAUUGAAGCAAGUAGCAAAAGUCAUCGUAUCUCGGAGAGUUUGACAAGUUUGGCAAGUUCGGAUUCUUGUGACAAAUCUUCAACACGUCCUUUAUAUGUUAAUUUACUGAGAAAACAAUAUCAAGAUGAUGCGAAUUGUGUAAUUUAUGCAGAGCCCGAAUCUUAUUUAAGGCAAGAAACUAAUUCUGACGACGAAAAAGGUUCCGAAACAACUUUCGCAAUGGAUUAUGAAAUAAUGGACAAACCUAAACAAAUAGAAAACGAAUUAAAAAAUUCUAUUUAUACAACGGAGAACAUCGUGGUUUCAUUAUAA
Messenger RNA from Funneliformis caledonium, 486 nucleotides. The record is from the annotation of a GenBank genome assembly. NCBI's taxonomy places the organism in Eukaryota, Fungi, Glomeromycota, Glomeromycetes, Glomerales, Glomeraceae.